This is a messenger RNA of Rhagoletis pomonella (apple maggot), 456 nucleotides long. RefSeq names its product cecropin-1-like. The record is from RefSeq and is a predicted model, not a curated record. Lineage: Eukaryota; Metazoa; Arthropoda; Insecta; Diptera; Tephritidae. The coding region runs from base 121 to 312 and encodes 63 amino acids. Gene Ontology annotation, cellular component: extracellular region. Gene Ontology annotation, biological process: antibacterial humoral response; defense response to Gram-negative bacterium; defense response to Gram-positive bacterium. The transcript is spliced from 2 exons.
UCGUCAAAUUUAUUAUCAUCAAACUCAUUUGGAACGUCUCCACAAAAACAAUAAUAAGUCGUCGUUGAAAAGUUCUCAAGCUAAUUUGUAAAGCAUUACAUUGCAGAAAAAAAAAUUAAAAUGAAUUUCAAUAAAGUCUUCAUCUUCUUGGCCGUUCUGAUCGCCAUCUUUGCAGGACAAACAGAAGCGGGUUGGCUAAAAAAGAUCGGCAAGAAAAUCGAACGCGUUGGUCAACACACAAGGGAUGCCACCAUUCAGGGACUUGGCGUGGCGCAGCAGGCUGCCAACGUUGCCGCAACUGCCCGGGGUUAAAAAUAACAUUCCCUUCACCAUUCAUAGAUAUAUAUUUUUAUCAUUGACUCGCAAAAAGAGACAGCUGUUUAGUUCCUAGUUAUUUAUUUUAUCAUAAUUUGUGCAUUUAAGAAAAUAAAUAAAAUCAAUUUCAAAUUACCGGAA